GCCCCCCGUGUCACUUCCCGUCGCCGCUGGCGCCUCCUGUCCUGGGCCUGCUCCGCGCGCCGGAACCGCGGUACCGACCCCCCCCCCCCCCCCCCGCCGGCCGGGCCAUGGAGCGGUACCGGGGGCUGACGGACACCGAGCUCAUCGCCAUGCUGCAGCGCUACGGCAUCCCGCACGGGCCCGUCGUGGGAUCGACCCGGAAGCUGUACGAGAGGAAGAUCUGCGAAUACGAGAGCCAGCGCACCAAGCUGUCACCCCCGGGGGGCUACUCAGAUCCUGGCACCACCGAGACCUACAUCCGGGAAUCUUACAGCUACCCGCAGCAGGAGGAGCGGCGCCGCUAUGGGGCAGAUGACUCCAGCCCCACCACGACGUACUCGCGGGCACUGUAUGAUUUCCCUCGUCGUGAGGGUCGCACCGGCUACCUGGGGGAUGACAUGGACGAAGACUCUUCCUCCUCCUCCUCCUGGCUCUAUGGGGCAGCCCCAGGUCCCCUGGGGGAAGCCACCGCCCGCCAGCCGAUCGGAGAGGCCACGUCCUACACCCCGAGCAGGUCGGAGGAGACUGAGAGCAGGGACGGUGUCUCCUACCAGCGGGUCUGCCGGGCUCGCCCUGCCCCGCCCCCCAUGCGGGUGGAGCCGCGCCGUGCCAUCCACUCCCUGCCCCGUGGGGGGCCAGGGGGGGCCGGGGAGGGAGGCUCCCGGCGCUUCCUGCCUCUCUGGCUGCAGCUGCUGCUCUUCGGGGCGCUCGCGGCCUUCCUGGGCUACGUGUACUGGGCCCUGCAGGGCAGCGCCGACGACAACCCGUUCGUGCUGCCCCCCGAGGAGUGAGGGGACCCCCAUCCUGCCUCCCUGCCCCCCAACACCUCCAAGGGCCCACGUCCUGUGUCUCAGCCCCCCCAUCCUGCCUCCCUGCCCCCGACACCCCCCAAGGGCCCACAUCCUGUGUCUCAGCCCCCCCCAUCCUGCGUCCCCGCCCCCGGGGCACCCCCAGGGGCCCACGUGCCAUGUCUCAGCCCCCCCAUCCUGCCUCCCCGCCCCCGACACCCCCCAAGGGCCCACGUCCUGUGUCUCAGUCCCCCCCAUCCUAUCUCCCUGCUUCCCGAUGUCCCCAGGGGCCCACGUCCUGUGUCUCAGCCCCCCCAUCCUGCCUCCCUGCCCCCGGGGCACCCCCAGGGGCCCACGUGCCAUGUCUCAGCCCCCCCAUCUGUCUCCCUGCCCCCCAACACCUCCAAGGGCCCAUGUCCUGUGUCUCAGCCCCCCCAUCCUGCCUCCCUGCCGCCGGGGCACCCUCAGGGGCCUGUGUCCCAUGUCUCAGCCCCCUCAUCCUGCCUCCCUGCCCCCCGAUGUCCCCAGGGGCCCAUAUGCCAUGUCUCAGCCCUACGUCCUGUCCCCCUCACCCCGGGCACCCCCAGAGACCCAUGUCCUGUGUCUCAGCCCCCCUGUCCUGUCUUCCAGGCACCCUGAGGCCACGUCCGGUCUCUCAGCCCCCCAGCCCAUCCCUGCAGGGGCCCCUGGCCAAUCCCUCCUUCCUCCUCCCCCCCUCGGCUCCCCACUCUCCCCCAGCAGCCAGGGGCCCCCUGUCUCAUCUUGUCCCUCUCCCCCAGGGACCCCAUCUCCCCCUAGCAUCCACAGCCCCAAACCUUCCCAACCACCCCCCAUGGUGGCCCUGCCCCCGAUUCUGCCAGUUCCCUCCCCCCCAUUCCUGCUUAGGGAUGGUUAUUGGGGAGGGGCCCCGCAGCUGCCCCCACCUCCAGCAGGCUGGGGUCCCUGCUGGUGCCCGGUGUGUUUAUGUAGGGUCUAUGCUAAGUGCCUCCUGGCUCUACCCUGCCCUAGGCCUAGCCUAAGGUGGGGGUAUUGCUACCCCAUUCCCCCCCCCGGGGGUUAACACUAUGGUGGGGGAGGGGCCAUGACCGGGGGUGUGUGUGGCCCAACCCACACUGCAGCCCCUGCCCUACUCCAGGCUCCUCUCUGCCCCCUCAACCCCUCCCUCCACACUCCCCCCCCCCGGCCCAGACCUCUGGGGGGGUCCCCUCUCCCGACCCACCCUGGAGUUGUUCCAUUCCUUUUUUUUUUUUUUUGGUGGUGGGGGGGGGGGUGGAAACUAGUCUGUUGCCCCCCAGGGAAAUUUGUCUUGAAAGGGCAAAAUCACCAAGUGGUGCUGCUUAGCUUGGGCAGGUGGUGGGGGAGGGGAGCAGGCGGGGGGGGGGUCUGGGGGGGGGGUCGCUGCGUUUUCCGAGCCAAGGGGUUUGCUAUUGAAACAAACCAGCCGUGUCAGAGCCACUCAAUAAAACUGGGGCUUUUUUUGGUUGUUUUGUAAAA
Messenger RNA from Gopherus flavomarginatus (Mexican gopher tortoise), 2321 nucleotides. RefSeq names its product emerin (gene EMD). NCBI's taxonomy places the organism in Eukaryota, Metazoa, Chordata, Testudines, Testudinidae. The record is from RefSeq and is a predicted model, not a curated record. The coding region runs from base 108 to 830 and encodes 240 amino acids. Gene Ontology annotation, cellular component: nuclear envelope. The transcript is spliced from 7 exons.